CAAAUACUGAUGACCAGAGUGCUCUGAAAAUUAUGAAAAGAAAACAUUAACAGGUUCAGUGAAAGCAGGCUCAUGAACAUCAUGCAAUAUUAAUUCUUUACCUGCAUCAUCUGUUCAUCAUUUCACUGGCAGCUGAAAAACUGGUCUUCUGCUUCAAAGGAAAAAUAAACUUCUAGAAGAUGAAGUUUCUUCUUCUCGCUGCCCUAGCAUGCUUGGUGACUGCCUCUGAAGAACCUUUACAGUUUUCAGGGAAUUUUAAUACCAUCUAUAUAGCAUCCAAAAAUGUAAGGGUGACAGAAGAAAAUAGUCAAGUGAGAAUGUUGAUGCGUGAAGUGAAGUUUUUUAAGAAUUACACACUCAUGAGCAUGACGUUCUAUGUUAGGACACACGGGAAGUGCCAACUACACACACUUUGGGCAGAUAAAUCUCCAUAUAAUUUCUGCCUUUUCACUUCAAUUUUCAAUCUUGUAAAAUGCUACAGAAAUAGUCCUAGGGGAUAUAUUGUCGGAACCUGGGUGGUGCGUGAUGCUAUUCUUCAUUUCCCAGAAAUCUACACUUACCCUCCACCAGAUGGGGGCAGAUCUAGACAACCAAGUAAAUUUUAUAUUAUAUUGAAGUUUGUCUCAAAUACCACCAUCCUAAUGGAAGCCAAUUUUUGGAAUAAUUUGGGGAACAUUCAGACUCUGACUGCAGCACUGGCAAAGGGAACUAAUAUCACUGAAGAAAUGUGGAAAGACUAUGUGAAGCUGACACACAACAAAAUAAUCCCUAUUGAAAAUAUUAAAAAUGUCUAUGAAGCAGAUACCUGCCGUAAACUGGAGUAGUGAUCACAACAGUAUAAACAUGGUAUUAGUCAGUAUGCGUGACUCAUUGGAGUUAAAUUUUGAGAUCAAUUUAAUCAUUCAAAUGCAAAGUAUUUGUAACAGUCCCUAAGGAAAUUCUGUACAAUCUCCUAUUAUCAAAAACCAUUAGUGGCUUCAUGUAUGAUUAUGCGCCUUGAUUGCACACAUUAUAAAAUUGUUUUCAAUAAAGUAAAUGUUCUGCAUCAUA
Mesocricetus auratus (golden hamster) is the source of this 1050-nucleotide messenger RNA. RefSeq lists its product as uncharacterized. Bases 180 to 824 code for a protein of 214 amino acids. The record is from RefSeq and is a predicted model, not a curated record. The transcript is spliced from 7 exons. Lineage: Eukaryota; Metazoa; Chordata; Mammalia; Rodentia; Cricetidae.